UCCUUUAUUAUGACGUAAUAAAUGAGCGACCGACAGGAGUGUUGUAACGGAGAAGCAUUUGUUUUUAUUUACCUCGGGGUGGUUUUAUGCUUUUGUUUAGAGUGAGGUUAUAUUUGAAUAGGUUUGGCUACUAUAUAUACAUUCAUUUUGGAUUACGUGCUGAAACCCCGAUGUAAAAACUUUAAAUGUUACGCUAUCCCUUCGCAGCUAGCCGAGAUGUUAGCAUGUAGUUCUAUAUAUGGCCAUUAUUACUGCUAUAGAGUUUUCAUGUGACACGAACCGUUUCUGUCAUGUAUUUUACUAACCUAAUUGUUUGAAUCUUUCAUAUACCUAACCGCGUCUUUUAAGUUAUUCCCUUCAAAGGGGCUGUAAGCGACACGGGAAAAGUACUUCCGGACUACAAAUACGGUUCUGACACAUUUCUAGCAAACCGCGUGUGCGCCUAAGCAGAGGACUAUUACAAAGUCAGUCCUUACUUUGUGCUUGUAAAGAUUACAAUGUUCACAAAAGAGUAAGUGCGUGUUUACUGCAUCGCCUCACGUUUAAUAACAAGUAGUAAAUUAUGAACUAAGAUUUCUAAAGACACAAUGCAAAACUUGGCACGUUAUCUCAUCUUUUUUCAGUACAUUGGGACAAAAUACAGAGGUGUUGUAAAAGUCCCUUCAAGUCAGCUGGGUAAGAAAGGGGUUCAGGAUCACUUGGAGGAAGCAAUUCAUAGACUCAGGCCAAACAACGCGGUGUCUCUGUCGGUGUCCAGCAGGACAGAUACGGGCGUCCAUGCCCUUUCCAACUCCGCUCACUUCGAUCUUGUGCGGAAAAACGACAAGCCUCCGUUUACUGAGGAUGUUUUGGUUCAAGCUCUCAAUUUCCACCUAAACGCUGAGGAUAUCAGGGUCACCCAUGCCCACCGUGUCCCUCAGGACUUUCAUGCCCGUUUUAAAGCCCGUUCUCGGACCUAUGUUUACCGAAUAGCUCUGGGCGUCUCCCACCACACUCUGCUUCCCCUCACAGACUGGAAUCUGUGCUGGAGCCUCCGCAACACAGAGCUGGAUAUGGACGCUAUGCGUGAGGCUGCUGCCCUGCUGGUUGGGACUCAUGAUUUUAGCACCUUCAGGGCAGUGAACUCUGAAAUACAUUUUAAAAACCCUGUGAAGACGUUGGAUAUGGUUGCCAUACAGCCAGGAAGCUCCUUUGCACAGUCGCACUUUCACAGAGAGUUACAGUUCUGGGAGCUGACCUUUAGAAGUCGAUCUUUCCUCUAUAAGCAGGUUCGGAGGAUGACCGGGGCCCUGGUGGCUGUAGGCCGGGGACAGCUGUCCGUGUCUCAGGUCAAACAGAUCCUGGACGCUCGGGACACGCUGGCCUACCCUCAGGGUGUGGUUGCUCCAGCUCACGGCCUCUUCCUUAGAAGUGUAGAUUACAAAGAGUCAGAUCUACAGCUCUCCCAGCUGCCUGACUCGCCUGACGAUCCAAUAAAAAUAUCCUGUUAGAAUAAGUAAAUAUUAAAAAUAAACUCUAUGUGGGGGAUUGAAUUGAGUCACUGUUGGUUUUGAAGAUCCACUCUUGCCUUUGGUUUUUGUUAAAUUAUCUUCAUUUCUGAUGUCUUGCUUCAAUGCCCUUAAAUAAAAUCCCCUCUGAUGGUA
Messenger RNA from Cyprinodon tularosa, 1643 nucleotides. RefSeq names its product pseudouridine synthase like 1 (gene pusl1). The record is from RefSeq and is a predicted model, not a curated record. NCBI's taxonomy places the organism in Eukaryota, Metazoa, Chordata, Actinopteri, Cyprinodontiformes, Cyprinodontidae. Gene Ontology annotation, biological process: tRNA pseudouridine synthesis. Gene Ontology annotation, molecular function: pseudouridine synthase activity; RNA binding. The transcript has 8 exons. The coding region runs from base 588 to 1490 and encodes 300 amino acids.